AUGGAAGUUCCUUCGAAAAAUUUAGCAAUAGCAGGAUGCGUUAUAGCUAUUUCAGCUGGAAUUCUCGUCUACUUAUAUCAAAAGAAAAAUCAAAAAAAUGAUAUGCUUAAAGUAGAAAUUCUUUCCAAGGAAUCUUUUAUUGAAAUCUGUCAAAAAAUCAGAAAGGAGUAUUCCAACAAUUAUUGGCCAUAAAUCUUAUUAUUAAUUAACUUAUAUCUGCAUCUCGCUAGGAUAAUUCUCUAGAAAAACUGAACCUCAUAGCCAAAAAUACAAGAAAUGAAUAUUUCUUAGAUAAAAAAGCAAAUUCAGGCACUCUAUUAUUUAUAGUCUUUUGGCGUUAUUUCUAAUCGGCUCCCACGAGCUAAAAAUGGGCUUCCAUGUGGAAUUUCUGGAUUUUCACGCGUGAAAUCCAUCUUUGGCUCAUGGGAGCUGAUCAGAAAUUCAAGCAAGGGACUAUAAUUAUUAUUGGCCAGCAGUUAAGGCAUGCCGAAUCGAGCGCAGAAAAUAUCCUCCAAGAUCAGAGCAUUAUGAGCAUGCUAUAGUAAAUUUCCAAAAAAAGACCAAAGCAUUUUUGGACCAUGCCACAGAGCAUGUAACUAAAAAUUAUCGAGUUUCUCCUAAAGUUUUUGAAGACUCAGUCAAUUACUACGACUCUUUCCCAGAGAUUUCACAAUAUUCUGAAGAAAUCGUCAAGCCAGCUUAUACGGAAGACAUAAAAUUGCAUCUCACUAAAGAGCGAGUUAUUGAGUUUAUGAUGUAUUACUCGAACCGAUUUACUGAGCUUAAUGCUGAUUAUUUAGAUUUUGAUGAGUAUUUAGUCGUCACAAGCCAAAUUGAGGAUGAAAUUUACUCGAAUUAUCAAAUAGAAGUGGAAGAGCUGAAUAAUGAGUACGAAAAAUAUAAAGCUGAGCUUGAAGAUAUAGUAGAGCCAAUGAAGACUCAAACUUCAUAUAUUUUAGCUGCUGCUGAUGACUCUUUUGAGAACUAAAUCUUAGGUAAUUUAAAGCAAUUGAUAAAAAUUUUUAAUUUAAUUAAAGCUACUAUAAUGGUAAUGAUAGAUAAAAAAGCUGCCAAAAUUAUGUCAGUGAAGUAUCUUACUAUAGAUUUUUUCACUAAAUUCUGGCACUCACAUUUGUGUAAUAAUCCAUGCAGAGACUUGAAUAAAAUAUCUCUCUUAUAAGCCCAUUCGCGAUCAAAAUUUUUUUGCACAGACAAAAGGGAUGCUAGGAAAAUCUUACUUCUAUUAUAA
This is a messenger RNA of Blepharisma stoltei, 1249 nucleotides long. NCBI's taxonomy places the organism in Eukaryota, Ciliophora, Heterotrichea, Heterotrichida, Blepharismidae. The record is from the annotation of a GenBank genome assembly.